Messenger RNA from Cyprinodon variegatus (sheepshead minnow), 810 nucleotides. Its product is annotated as trace amine-associated receptor 13c-like. Gene Ontology annotation, cellular component: membrane. Gene Ontology annotation, molecular function: trace-amine receptor activity. The record is from RefSeq and is a predicted model, not a curated record. The transcript has 3 exons. The coding region runs from base 1 to 810 and encodes 269 amino acids. Gene Ontology annotation, biological process: G protein-coupled receptor signaling pathway. Lineage: Eukaryota; Metazoa; Chordata; Actinopteri; Cyprinodontiformes; Cyprinodontidae.
AUGGGGGAGACUGAGCUCUGCUUUCCACAACUCUUUAACACUUCAUGCAGCAGACCAAAACGUACUUACUUUGAAACUAUGAUAACCUACAUUCUGGUGUUUUCCAUCUCUCUACUCACCUCAUCUCUAAAUCUGUUGGUCAUCAUGUCUAUCUCACACUUCAGGCAGCUCCACUCUCCCACCAACCUGCUCCUUCUUUCUCUGGCCGUCUGUGAUUUCUUUAUUGGUCUUCUCAUGUUCUUUCAAAUUGCUCUGAUAAAUGGCUGCUGGCUUCUGGGGGACAUUGCCUGUGUCAGUUAUAACUAUCUGGCUUAUGUUUUUACCACUGCCUCAAUAGGAACCAUGGUGAUGAUAUCUAUUGACCGUUAUGUAGCUAUAUGUUACCCCCUUCAUUACAACACUAAAAUAACACAGAAAAAAGUGAAGAUAUGUGUUUCCCUGUGUUGGACCUGGUCUAUGGUGUUUCAGAGCUUAAAUUUAAUGGAUAACUUCAAACAACCAGGCAUGUAUAACUCCUGCUUAGGUGAAUGUUUGAUUGUCAUUAAUUACAUUAGUGGUAUGGCAGAUCUUAUUUUAUCGUUUAUAGUGCCCAUCAUUAUAAUAGUAGUUUUGUAUUUCAGAAUAUUUGUGGUGGCAGUUUCUCAGAUUCGAGCUAUACACUCUCACACUGCAGGAUUAACCCUCCAUGGUUCUGUAAAUGUGAAGAAAUCUGAGAUUAAAAUCUGCCUACCCAUUUGCUACUUGGAACUGUUUGUCGACCUCGCCCUGGUGCUUCUUUGGACUGAUUACCUGGCUCUGACCCUGGACUAG